This is a messenger RNA of Cololabis saira (Pacific saury), 2219 nucleotides long. RefSeq names its product peroxisomal trans-2-enoyl-CoA reductase (gene pecr). The transcript has 8 exons. Gene Ontology annotation, molecular function: trans-2-enoyl-CoA reductase (NADPH) activity. Gene Ontology annotation, biological process: phytol metabolic process. The record is from RefSeq and is a predicted model, not a curated record. NCBI's taxonomy places the organism in Eukaryota, Metazoa, Chordata, Actinopteri, Beloniformes, Belonidae. Gene Ontology annotation, cellular component: peroxisome. The coding region runs from base 30 to 926 and encodes 298 amino acids.
GAGCCCGUAGAGCGAGCUUGUCCGCCAGCAUGGCCGCGUCCAGUGUGCUCAGACCCGGCUUGUUCAAGCACAGAGUCGCGGUAGUGACGGGAGGGGGGACCGGGAUCGGGAAGGCCAUCUCCGCGGAGCUGCUGGGGCUGGGCUGCAGCGUGGUGAUCUCCAGCAGGAAGGCGGGGAGGCUGGAGGCAGCAGCCGAGGAGAUGAGGCAGCACAUCCCUGCUUCCAGCCCUGCGACCGUCACCCCUCUACCCUGUAACAUCCGCAGUGAGGACGAGGUGAAGGCUCUGGUGUCGUCCGUGCUGCAGCAGUUUGGUCGGAUUGACUACCUGGUGAACAACGGAGGGGGUCAGUUCCACAGCCCUGCAGAAGACAUGUCCUCCAAGGGCUGGAAGGCUGUGGUAGACACCAACCUGACGGGAACCUUCCACUGCUGCAAGGAGGUGUACACCGCGUGGAUGAAGCAGCAUGGAGGGGCCAUCGUCAACAUCAUCGCUGACAUGUGGAAAGGCUUCCCAGGCAUGAGCCACACCGGCGCCGCCAGGGCAGCCGUGGAUAACCUAACCAAGAGUCUGGCCAUCGAGUGGGCGGCCUCAGGGGUCCGGGUCAACGCCGUAGCACCGGGAACAAUCUUUUCCAAAACUGCAAUGGAGAACUACAAAGAGUUUGGAUCACAUCUCUUCAAGAUGUCCAUUCCCUUCAGUCCUGCCAAGAGGCUGGGACUACCUGAGGAGAUCUCCUCAGCGGUGUGUUUCCUGCUGUCUCCUGGAGCCUCCUACAUCUCUGGAGCCACGCUCAAGGUGGACGCAGGACAGAGUCUGUACCGCUCAAUGUGGGACAUUCCGGAUCACAGCGCCUGGCCCGAGGCGCCGGAGGGUGAAAACAUGGACGGGAUGAAGGAACUACUGAACCCACGAAGCAAACUCUGAUUGAAAUCUGUGACAUGUAAACUACACAAAACUCUCAGCCAAUACGUGUCAUGGACACAGACGCUGGUGCCUGAUGCUUCUGCAGCCCUGCAGACGCUAAAUACUGCACUUCCUACACUCUUUGAUUCAUCCUAACAAUUCUGUGCAAAAUCAUAUGUAUUUAGUAGCAAAGCAAGUCCAUAGUGUCCUAAAUAAUCGGUGACGUUAACAGUUGAAAUGUCAUCAUAAUUUUCUGUGUUAGUAGCUCUAACUCAGGGGUCGGCAACCCAAAAUGUUUUAGAUCCAUAUUGGACCAAAAACACAAAUACAAAUAUGUCUGGAGCCGCAAAAAAUGAAAAGUCUUGUAUCAGCCUUAGAAUGAAGACAACACAUGCUGCAUUUUUCUAUAUUAGUUAUAACUGGGGGAAGAUUUUUUUUCAAUAUGCACUUCGAGAAAAAAGUUGAAAUGUUGAGAAAAAAGUCUAAAUUUCGAAAAAAAAGUCAAAAAUUCGAGAAAAGUUGAAAUGUCGAGAAAAAAAGUCAAAGUUUCGAGAAAAAUGUAGAGAUUAAUGUUGAAGUACAAUCUCCAGAAAAAAGUCGAAAUGUCGAGAUUAAAAAGGAAAGGAGAAAGGAAGAGAAAAAAGAAAAAAAAAAGAGUCGAAAUUUCGAGAAAAAAGUUGAAAUAUCGAGAUUAAAAAGGAAAGAAAAAAGUAAGAAAGAAGAGAAAAAAGGAAAAAAGAAGAAAAAAAGGUCAAACAUUUUUUGAAAAAGCUCCAGGAGCCACUAGGGCGGCGCUGAAGAGCCGCAUGCGGCUCUAGAGCCGCGGGUUGCCAACCCCUGACCUAGAGGUAAGAACGCAGUUUUUUAUCCAGGAUGAUUUGGCCCGUGAUUUACAAAAAUUAAGCUUAGCUGGGACUUUGGAUUGAAUUCCUGCAGCAGUGAGAGACAUGCACAGCGGUGAAGAGUUAGUUAGCUGAUCGUGUCAUUCUCUAUACGUUGGAUGGUUCAAAUGUCUGUGGAAAAAUGAUGGAGCACUUACAUGCCUUACUCUGAUAUCUUGUUUUUCUUUAACAUCCUUAGACCUGGCACAUUUUUAUUCUUGUUGAUUUGGCUCCACGUUAAGAAAGUGAAUAUUAUGACAGACAAUUAAAUGUUGGAUUAACAUGUGUGUAUACCAGAUGUUAGUAGUAGUACCACGUUGAUGUAAUAUGGUAGAAAGUUAAACUUUGUACGACAUCAUAAACUGUGAGAUUUAUAUUUUUUAAUUAUAAGGUGAUGACAAAGUUCUUUAUUAAAAUGAUUGUGUUGAUUGAA